CGUAACUUGUUAACUCAUGUCAUCUCAAAGGCAAGAUUUAGUUCUCUUCAAUGAUAACUCUAUCAUUCCGCAACAGGUUUUAGCGAAUUCUCAAUCUUAUUUGUCCAUAAUAUCAUACUUGCAAGGAACUUCACCAACAUGGCUAGUUGAUUCACUUAUUGAAAAUGCUUUAUUGGGAACUGGAACCUUGGUUAAUAAUGAUUUGAAUGUGAAAACCCCGAAUAGAAGUGAAGUGUUUUUUGUCUCAUUCAAUCACUCACAAGAUUUCUAUAAUAAAAAUUGUAAAAAAAAUGGUAUUGAUUUAUCGAAUUUGUCAAAUUUUAAAUUCAUUGAUUGUUUUAGUAACUUAUUCACUAAACUGAUAACAACCCCUCAAGAUUGCUUUGGUCAAUUCAAGAAACUUAUGGAUGAUAUUUUAAAACAAGUCCAGGCUUCCAAAGCUCAAUCUAAAGUAAUUUUUAUCGAAUCUCCAGAGCUUUUAUUAUUGUCAAGUAAUAUAACAAGUGAUCAAUUCUUAUUCGAAAUAUUAAAACUUAAUAGACUCGCAAAACAAAUGUUUAUUAUAACUCCGCAGGAUUCGCUGUUGAUUGAUUUAAGUAUAAGUUCUGAUCAAGAUCCGGUUUUCAAAAUAUCCGAUUUUUUAACAAAACUUUAUCAUCGUUCAAAUUUGAACUUGAAUUUACAGCCAUUAUCUACCGGUAGAGCCAAUGAUAUUACUGGAUGUUUAACUAUAUCUAAGGGACUCAUACCUUAUGAAUUGGCUAAUUUACAGGUUAUAGAAAAAGAGUACAUCUAUCACAUUUCAAAAGAAUUUAGUAUAAAAUUAUUUUUCCGAUAA
Hyphopichia burtonii NRRL Y-1933 is the source of this 838-nucleotide messenger RNA. RefSeq names its product Elongator subunit. The coding region runs from base 17 to 838 and encodes 273 amino acids. Gene Ontology annotation, biological process: tRNA wobble uridine modification. The transcript has a single exon. NCBI's taxonomy places the organism in Eukaryota, Fungi, Ascomycota, Pichiomycetes, Serinales, Debaryomycetaceae. The record is from RefSeq and is a predicted model, not a curated record. Gene Ontology annotation, cellular component: elongator holoenzyme complex.